AACACGAAACAUUUUCAAGAGAUUUGUGUUUUUACAAAACAAAGUUUCUUGAUAUAGUUUUAUUAUAUAGGCUUAUAAUAGGCCUAUUUCGCUUAGAUCUAGAUCUAUAUUACUAAUACGAGAUCUGAGGCUUUGACUUUUCAUCUAGUCAAUGUCUAUCCAACUCAGUAUAAUGGCCAGCGUUUUGAUUGUUCAACUGCUGACAAUGAUGCUGUUCAUAUUUGCUUGGAUCUUUUUGAUUCUGUCCAUAGCAUCGCCUUCAUGGGUUGUGAAGUAUUAUAGGGGAAAUCAAAACAGCAGCGAAGGUCUAAUGAUAAGAUGCUCAGACACGGGCUGUUACAGGUACCGUGCAGCUUCAAAACCUCACUUGAUCGCUCAUUGGCUAGUCUACAUUAUGUUAGCUAUCAUGGUCGUGAACACACUGCCUAACAUCAGUGGGAUUUGUGUUAACGGAUGCAGGAACACAGUGAUAUAUGGAUUUUCCUAUGCUAUGGCAGCAUUUUCGGGUUUCUUGGUAUUACUGAUGUACCCAACAUACAUAAAGGACAUUUCUUCCGCUGGGAAUAUUCAAUUGUCCUGGGGCUAUUUCUUCUUCAUGAUAGCAGACUGCAUGCUGAUUGCUUUGUCCAUUGAAUGCUUUCAAGUCAAUACAGAUCUUUACCCCGACAUCUCAUGAACUGUUAAUAAGAAUUCAGAUAUACAGUGAGAAGGAAUUUAAAUAUACACUCUAUCAGCCUAGUGGAUUAGAAACUUGUGAAGGGAAGUGUUAAGACCUACACGCUAUGACGCAAUGAUAUAACUUUGGACUGAGGCUGUAUUUUGAAAGAAAUAAAAAUAUUUAUGUAACAU
Molecule: messenger RNA, 849 nt
Organism: Biomphalaria glabrata
Lineage: Eukaryota; Metazoa; Mollusca; Gastropoda; Planorbidae
Exons: 7
Coding region: 152-676 (174 amino acids)
Source: RefSeq, a predicted model, not a curated record